Hypoxylon trugodes is the source of this 1890-nucleotide messenger RNA. RefSeq lists its product as uncharacterized. Bases 63 to 1568 code for a protein of 501 amino acids. The transcript has 2 exons. NCBI's taxonomy places the organism in Eukaryota, Fungi, Ascomycota, Sordariomycetes, Xylariales, Hypoxylaceae. The record is from RefSeq and is a predicted model, not a curated record. Gene Ontology annotation, molecular function: protein binding.
ACUACAACCACAACCACAACAAUUACAACAACCCAAUCCCUUCCUCUUAAGUAAACGCGAAAAUGCCGAAACCAAAGUCUUUCGCAAAGCAAGUAAAAGCGAAACCGAAGAAGGAACAGAGACUUGAAACGGCCGAUGAUUUCCAAUCUGCUGGUGUCGAUUUUGAAGAGGCAGCGGGAAAAUGGCGUGCGGGAGACGCCACCAAAUCUAUGAGAUUCUUUCAACGCGCCAUUGACGUAUACGAUCAAGGACUGCGUAAAUUCCCUCAAAGUAUUGACUUGGCUUAUAACAAAGCCCGAGUCCAGCUAGAGAUAGCUACGCAUCCAGUCCUCAUAGACCAAUUGCCAAAACCGCUGAAAGAUGCACUAGAUCUGGCGUUAGCCUCCCAUCGUUACACGUUACAGUUAGAUCCCGAUAAUGCCGACGCUCUUUUCAACACCUCCCAAGUCCUCACGUCAAUCGCCGAACUACUUGCCUCUGACGAAGACGACGAAACCACCCAGAACGAAAUCGAAGCUAUCAAAGUUCUCCGUGAAGCAGUCGAGUUACAAAGCAGAUGUCUCAGCAUACAGGAACAGAAAUACCAAGAGUUCGUCGAGCAGGAACGCCUCGCAAAUGAUCAAGAGGAGGAGCCAAGUAACCAGGUUACUGGAGCCACUGCAUCAAGAGACGGGCAAGAAUCCGGCGAUACCGAGGAGGAUGGCGAAUGGUUCAACGUCGUCGAACCAGUUACACGCGACACCCUCAUCGAUACGAUACUCGCCGAACUAGGUACCCUUACCACUCUUUGCAGCAUCGUGAGCUCCUCGCCGGAGAUCGCCCCUGCGCAUACGCUUCCUUGGGUCGAAGGGCUUUCAACAAGCCUCUUGGAGAAAGCACAAAUAUUUUCGACAGAUCAACCAGAUAGGUUGCAAGAGAUUGCUUUGGCAAAGGCGAACCUCGUGUCGGCAAUAUUAGAAGCCGGGUACAAAUCAGGCAACAUCAAUGUCGAGACUUACAAAAGAGAAAGAGACACUGCAUUUUCUGCGGCGGAGCUUCGACUUGAGAGGUUCGUUGACGGCCUUAUUGCCAAUGCACGCUCUCUCAUCGCAUUCAAUUCCGCGUUAAUUGAUGUCGAGAAUGAAGAUGCCCAAAUACAGGCGACAUUGAGAUGGAACGUGCUUACAGCCACUAUAGCCAAUCUCAAAUCCGCUUCCGUGAUACAAGGAGUAUCUCAAGAGGACUUAGCCACAACACAUCUCUUACGUGGUGACGCAUCCUUGUAUCUAUGCUCUAUGGCAUUCCCGCCCACAUCCCAUCAAACAGCUAUCAAUACCGCCUCGCAGAAUGCCAAGAACGCAGAGGUGUACUACCGCAAUGCGAGUAGGCUAGCAGAAGACCAAGAAGAGAAGGACGUCGCUACAUUGAAAUCAGCUGUCGCUCGAUAUCUGCAAGCUUAUUCCCAAGGAAACUCACAAGGCGAUAUUAGUGCGCUGCUAAACGCCAGCUCGCGAGGCCAGGGAUGGGCUAUUAGCCAGCUUGAAGAUAUGGUAGCGGAAAACCUCGUACCCCAAGCUCUUCUUUCCUAGGUGUUUAGGAUCAAAGAAAAGCUGUGCAUGCCAUUGUUCCCAGUUUCGGUCUCCCAGAGCAUAUAGACUUGAGGUAAAGACUGCCAUCCCGCAUCGGUACACCUUACCUCUGCGAAACUCGCAGUAAGGGAUGGAUAGUCCUUACUGUGGCGCAGGCUGAGUGUUGAAUUUGCGCACGACCCGAAGCCCGCAACUCCACGAAUCAUCAUUUCUCACCUUGAACAUUAUCCGCCGAACCGUCCCUAGAAUUUCACCUCGAUCCAUAUGUGACGGUUUCAAGGGACUUCUCUACUAAGAUUUGCAAUUUCGCUGAAAGAUCUUC